Messenger RNA from Penicillium brevicompactum, 1176 nucleotides. RefSeq lists its product as uncharacterized. The transcript is spliced from 3 exons. NCBI's taxonomy places the organism in Eukaryota, Fungi, Ascomycota, Eurotiomycetes, Eurotiales, Aspergillaceae. The record is from RefSeq and is a predicted model, not a curated record. The coding region runs from base 1 to 1176 and encodes 391 amino acids.
AUGCCUGCUCCUGAUCACGAUGUUGAGUUUUGUACCUUGGGAAUGUUCAUCAUUGAUGACAUCGACUUUGGUGGCAUAAGGCCUGGAGUCAAGAAUAUCACGGGUGGAGCAGCCUCUUUUGCAGUUGUAGGUGCUCGCUUAGUCUCGGGCUCUAAACAUUCGCAGGCUGUAAGCUGGAUUGUGGACGUUGGCUCUGAUUUUCCACCUGAAACUCUUGCCGUGAUCAAAUCAUGGAACACAGACUGUCUCUUCAGAGAGGAUUCCAGCAGAUUGACUACAAGAGCGUGGAAUGGAUAUCAUCCAAAUGAGCAAAGAGACUUCAAAUACUUGACUCCCAAAUUGAGAUUGGAGCCAGAGAUGCUCUCUGAUAGACAGAUAUGGUCAAAGACAUUCCACAUGGUUUGCUCAGCAUCCCGCUGUAUCCAUAUAGUGCAAACGAUCUUACGGCGACGAGAGGAGUUGCAUAAGGCGGGGAAUUCCCCCUCCGAGACGCAUGCACUACAGCGCCCCAUAUUUGUCUGGGAGCCAGUCCCCGACCUCUGCACACCUGAAGAGCAAGAAAAUUUCUUGGCUGCAAACAAAUUUGUGGACGUGGUGAGUCCUAACCAUAUGGAACUUGGCAUGAUGUUUGAUCAGCCCAGCUGGACCGAGGAAAGCCAGCAGGGUCAAGACUUGGUUGAAAAGAUCACGAGCUCUGGAAUUGGAUCAGACGGCAAUGGCCUGCUGGUUAUCAGAGCCGGAAAGGAGGGUAGCUACGCCUACUCUAAGACCUGCAAGAUUUGGCUUCCCGCAUACCACCAGCCAAAUGCCUCGGGUGCCACGCCGGUCGUUGACCCCACAGGCGCUGGCAACUCUUUUCUGGGUGCUUUGGCACAGGGCAUGGUGACUGCGGGCCGAGAGCCCUUCCAGGUAAUUCAGUCUAUCCUGUCACAAUCGGAAACAUGGAGGAAGGGACUUGACUCUUGGGGUAGCUUCCAGAAAUACCCCAUGGCACUUAUUUGCGCAACUGUUGCUGCUGGAUUUGUGGUUGAGCAAAUUGGCGUUCCACAAAUUGGCAAAGGGAAUGGAGAAGAAUUGUGGAAUCAGUCUGAAUUCACGGAACGUGUCCGCCUGUACACACAGCGAUUAUUGAAGACACUUGAAGAGUCUCCCCGGAGACACCUGCUGACCAAUUGA